AAAAUGUUCUUCCUCCCUCGCCCCUUGUCCUGCAAGUGUAUACUCGUCAGACGUUAUGGAACGUCACUAGAAGUGUCCACUUAAUUUGAGGGCUGAGGGGAUUGAGUGUGUCUUAAGUGUUUGGAAUGCUGCCAGCGUUUCUCGUUUCUGUUGUUCUCGGUCAGCUUUUCACGUCUUAACCACGCCCGUCAACAAUCACCCACAACAAAGAUGGCGGCUUGCAGGGAGACGAGACGUAGCUGGAAAAUUCACUGUGCAUUUGCUGUGUUUAUCUUGUUACAACUAUUUCCUCUCGACUGCAUUUCGGCACCGCUGGAACCCGAAAACGAUUCAGUUGAGGUUCAACCACCUCUGAAUCCAGGAGUUGUUGGUUCAGAUCACUCCUUGCCUUUGGCAACCGCCAGCAAGGGUGCAGCAACAGCCGACAGCACUGGUACAACAGACAGCAAGGCAGACACAGUAACCAAUGACAAAGCUAGAACAUCUAUUGAGGUUGACACAGCAGUCAUUAAGGCUGUAACAGCAGACUUAAAGGAUGCUGCUGCUACACCCAAUGAGAGUGAUACGCCUAUCAAGGACGCUACCACACCUUUAGAAGAUGCUACCACACCCAUCAAGGAUGCUACCACACCCAUCAAGGAUGCACCUAUCGAUGGCGUAACAGCAUAUGUCGCACCGGCCACCAAAGGGGAGGUUAUAGCUGAAUCCCCUGCCAUUAUUAAUAAAAGUGGUGGCAAGGAAGCAGGACGGACUACUGAAGAACUACUUCCCAAUCCCACUGAUGCAGAUGCUGCUGCCACCUUUACCAUGGCUGCAGAUCCAGCCAUCAGCACCAUCACAUCCAAGCCCACAAUGGAGAAACCAAGCUCUGCCUCCAACACCAAGCUUGUCAGUCGCAUGAACCCUACAGAGGAUGAGCAAGAGGACAAUCUAGACUCCCAGGCAGAGACUGACGUGUACGACAGAGAAAAUGAGGACGACGAUGAGGACGGCGACUAUGACCUGGGGCCAGCAGUUAAGGCGCCUCUGAACUUCAACGACGAGGACGACAUCAUGGUGGACGCAGACAAUGACCCGGUGGUGCUCAGACCAGCAGAUAAUGCUGGGAAGAUAGACGUGCAUAUGAAGGACACCAACAUCUACACCAUCCAGGAUGAGGACUCGCACUUCUUCUUCCACUUGGUCAUCCUGGCCUUCCUGGUGGCCAUCGUAUACGUCACCUACCACAACAAGAGGAAGAUCUUCCUCCUGGCCCAGAGUCGGCGCUGGAGGGACGGCCUGUGCUCUCGCAACAAUGUGGAGUACCAUCGGCUGGACCAGAAUGUCAACGACGCCAUGCCUUCCCUCAAGAUGACUCAAGAUUACAUUUUCUGAGCAGAGAAGGAAUUUGAAAAGACUGAACUGAAUUGAACAAACCUGUUUCCGGCUGCAUUGUUGAAAUGCUCGCUUGCCCCACUUCCUCUUGCUUCAGGACAAUCCUGGGCAGGAGGGAGUUUGAUGGUACUUCAUCUCUGUAAUCGACAGCCUACACGGUUUCAAUGUUCAUCCACGUACAUCCACGUACAUCCAUAUUACUCUUUGUUUUGUUAACCAUACUCUGAGUUUGGAAAUGACUUAUUUUGGUGACAAUUACACUGGUCUAUAUGAAAAACAUUCUCACCAUGUUUAAGCCUUACUGUCCUUCUACACUUAAUAUAGUUUUGCUCUCCUUUUCUUUUGCAGAUAACACACACAGAACAUUUUGAUGUAUAGAUUGUCAGAAUCAAUAUCAAGAUAAAUAUGUUGUGAUACUUUGCUUGUUAGUAACUAGUUUGCCUAGCAAUGAAUGACGGCUAUUUGUAGUGAUUAGCCACAAAGCAUUUGUAGUUGUAGAAGUUAAUACUGUAGGAAUACAGCAUACUACACCAGUGUUUCCCAAAUCCUGUCUUCCAGUACCCCCCCAACAUUACAUAUUUUUGUUGUGGCCCUGGACAAGCACACCUGGUCUCUACUUGUCAACUAAUCAAGCCCUUGACAAGAUGAAUCGGGUGUUUUUUGUUGUUGUCCUGGGCUACAACAAAAAUGUAUUGUGUUGGGGGGGUACUGGAGGACCGGAGUUGGAGAACUAUACUACAAAAUAUAGACCUUAAUAAAAAUGAUCAUUUUUACAGCAAUACUGACAAUUAUUUAUGUUGUGGUUAUUUCUUAUGCUAAAUCCAUCCUCACUUGACUUUUAUUGACAUGACAGAACACACCACCACAUUGUGAUAUGGUGGCAGUUAUUCCCUGUAAUUGUAUUUUUCCAUAAUCUGGCAUUUUACUGGUCUUAUUAACACGUUUCCCAGAUUGCUAUACACUUAUCCCAGGACUGGUCCUCCUUUCUAUUUGUUCGGUCGUUCAUUCUCCUCUUUUUAUCAGAAAUCUGCACUCUUCAUGUGGCCUAAUGUGCAUGUAAAGCACCGAAGACACCGAUUACCUUAGAUCAAUCAGCACUCUCUCCCUGCUCUGGGGACAGAUGCAUCCCAAAUGGCACCCUAUUCCUUAUGUAGUGCACUACUUUUGACCAGAGCCCUUUGGCUCUGGUCAAAAGUAGUGUAUUGUGUAGGGAAUGGGUUACCAUUUGUGACGUAGACUCAGUCUGGAGGAAACGAUAACAACCACCGUCGCUCACUCGUCAUUACCUUAACGAGUCUUCAGUUAUAAUGCCAUUAUCCUGUGACAUGAAUCCAGAAUUAUCAAUUCUCAUGCACUUGUCAAUCGCUGUUAAUUUUCCACUGUCUUUUCAGUACAGAGAAGAAGCAUUAGCCUGAGUGCCAGUCUGUUUGUUCCAACUCGUUCACUCAUUGUCAUGACGAGCAUGUUUGCCUUGACAAUGAGCGAUGGCAUUGGAAAGGGCACAAAGGCUGCGUCUACACAAGCAGCCCAAUUCUGAUAUUUUUUCCACUAAUUGGUCUUUUCACCAAUCACAUCAGAUCUUUUUCAGAGCUGAUCUGAUUUGUCAAAAGGCCAAUCUUAAUCAACAAAAUAUCAGAUUUUGGCUUCCUGUGUAAACAGCCUAAAUCUGGGACCAGGCUAAAGCAUUGUAAAUAGGUGGUGGAUUUCAGCUCUGUCAGGAGCUGUGCGCACUCUGGUGUCACGACAAUCGCUAAAGCAUGGGAGGGAGAUGUCAUGCAUGGAACAGAAAUACGGUGUUGUGUAGCUUUCAUAUAGCAUGUGGUGGAUGAACACUGCUUUUGCAAUCAACUGUAGAGAUUCUAUAAAGCACAAUUGUAUAUGGGUCCCUUUUUGUCUCUUGCUAAUGCUUCAUUUGCUAUUAAUAAAUGUUAAUCUGUUUUA
Messenger RNA from Salmo salar (Atlantic salmon), 3315 nucleotides. RefSeq lists its product as uncharacterized. The record is from RefSeq and is a predicted model, not a curated record. Lineage: Eukaryota; Metazoa; Chordata; Actinopteri; Salmoniformes; Salmonidae.